Saxophila tyrrhenica is the source of this 1233-nucleotide messenger RNA. Its product is annotated as Histone deacetylase complex subunit. Gene Ontology annotation, biological process: negative regulation of rDNA heterochromatin formation; negative regulation of silent mating-type cassette heterochromatin formation. Lineage: Eukaryota; Fungi; Ascomycota; Dothideomycetes; Mycosphaerellales; Extremaceae. The record is from RefSeq and is a predicted model, not a curated record. Gene Ontology annotation, cellular component: Rpd3L-Expanded complex; Rpd3L complex. The coding region runs from base 1 to 1233 and encodes 410 amino acids. The transcript is spliced from 2 exons.
AUGGCUCGCUAUCAUGACACACCUACCAGAGCAGCUGCUUACCAGGCCGAAAACAGACAGCGAUAUUCGCUUUACCAACCCGUCAAUGGCAAAAGCCACCGCAAGAGCUCCGUCAGUAAGCAUGGCGAGAAGGUGCAGAAAGAGCGCGAGCUCACCGCCUCACGGGCGAGCGCCGACCCGGGGCCGGGCAGAAGACGGGGUACGAUGAGGAGCAAGGAGCAUGACGAGGAAGAGGAAGCGAUUCAGAGAGCGAUUGAAGAGAGCAGGCGAGAAGUAGACGGCUCAGGCAGGCGGAACGGCAAGCGGGCCAGAGAUGACAGCAGUGAAGACAACAAGCAUGCCAUCAAGCGGCAGCGGAGGACGUCAGAACUACCACCCUCAAACCUGCGGAAGGCGACGGCCGACGACGACUCUGACGACGAGCCAGCAAGCCGCAGUAAGAAGGCCAAAGCAGAGGCUGCGCAGUCAAUCCGACAAGCUGAGAUGCGCGAGAAAGAGAAGGAACGCGAGCGAGCACGAAAUGAAGCCGCGAGUCGAAGGCAAGAUAGAGCCGGCCGAAGACGCGCAGACGACGACCCACUCGACGAGACGCCGAAGCCGAAUAACAGCGGCAAGCCUUCUCCCCUACCAUCCUCUCAACCCGGCAGCCCACACGCCCACGAUCUACCAGAAAGGAUCUCACACAAGAAAGGCGCGGGCAAGAAGACGAAAAAGCUGGGUAACAACCAAUAUACCAAAGCCAAAGACCUCGCCGUCUCCUCUCCCCACGGACGGAAACGCAACGGCGCCGGCAUCAGUAGUGGAGAAGAGAACACCACGAACGGCGACGGCCACCAUCUACCAAACGGCAGCGGCAACCACAGCCCUGAGCGUUCUACCGGGCCUGGGAAGGGCAGAUGGGGCGGCAAGGGCAAGCAGAAAGCCGUGAAUGGGACUGUUGGGGCGAAGAAUGAGGACCCGGCGGAUCUGUCGCUGGGUAAUAUGAAGCGACGCAUGGACGCGAUGGCGGCUUUCAUCACACGUGCGCAGAUGGAGACGGCGGGUGGGGAGAGGACGCCUAGUAACGGGGAGGUGGGAGGAGCGGUGCAAGCGCCGCGUUCGGGCGUUGAUGGAGCAAGAGGAGGAGGAGGUGGGGAGGGGGAGAAGUUUGAGCAGAUGUCGGCGAUGGAGAUGGCGGACGUGGUCAGCAGGGGCAUUAUUAGCUGGCAUCGGCGGUUCGAUCAUUUGGUUUGA